CACUUUUUUGUAGUCAUAUGCAUGUCACAAGCUAAGCCGUUCUGUGCUGGUUCAGGGAAAAGUACAACUGUCAUUAAGUGAAGUCCUUCAUUCGUUUGAGCAAGCAAGAAGGGAAGCAUGUUAGACACAUGCAGAGAAGGAAAUUUUGAAGAAGUACGCCUCAGUGGAAAGCCAUUUCAAUGUAAUCGUCGCGGUUGCGUCGCUUCAACGAACUUUUCGUGCAAAACUAACAAGUUCGAACUCUGCAGAAACACGAACGAAAGUGCAAGGUGGAUGCACGUUCCAGAAAAUAUCGGUAAGGAAAUGAUUCCAAACACUGGCCGUCUCGUAGGAUCGGGAGGUUUUGGAACUGUGUACGAGGCGUUUUUGGAUGGUAAAAAACUGGCCGUUAAGAAAAUGCAUCGAAACAUGAAAAACCCGCACGCACUGUAUGAGAGUGUUCAAGCAGAGAAAUUGGCUCUCCCCUUGAAACAUCCUAACAUUGUACGGACUCUGGCUGUUUUUGAGCUAGAAAAUAUGCAAGAUGUGUGGAUUCUCAUGGAAUUUGCUGGUAACAGGACAUUACAGGCGAUUAUUGACGAUGAUCGAGAAGUUCUGGGUAGUUCUCGCCGAUGGAAUUAUGUGCGUGACAUUGCCUGCGCGCUAAAAUUCGUCCACGAGAAUAGUCUCGUACAUUUGGACUUAAAACCUGCAAAUGUUAUCGUCGAUCACCAAGAUCUCUGCAAACUGGGUGAUUUUGGAUGUUGUCAGAGUAUUGGAUUAACUGCUAAGGACGAAACAUUGCUUCCUCCGAGUCCCGCACCAAGCCCGAGAAGUUUACUGACUGGAACAUUCGCGUACCGGGCACCGGAGUUGUUAAAAGGCGAACUUCCCAGCGAAAAAGCAGACAUGUACUCACUUGGCAUUUGCCUAUGGCAGAUGCUUUUCCGGGAACAUCCCUAUGGACUAGAAAGCCACUUUGUCGUUAUUUUUGGAGUAGUUGCGCAUCACUUAAGACCGUCGCUUGUUAAUUUGCCGGCGUUGGCAUCAACCGAUUCAGACACGCCGGCUUAUAUUGAACUCAUGAAGUUGAUGUGGCAUGCGAGCCCACUCUCCAGACCUACUGCCGAGGACGUUUUAAAAAUUGUGGACGAAAUGAAAACCAUGUGACAAUCUGGUUCAACACAUGUCGAAUUGUACGCUAGUGCACGUAGGACCUUGUUAGUUUGCACGUAGGCAAGCAACGAAGGUUGUAGAAUUGUCACUUUGCAUUUGCCACGACAGAAUUAAUUUUUUACGAUUUUAUUUCUUCAAAAUUUCUCGGAAUUGUUUCAUUUCAACUAAAACGAAAUUUUCACUUUUUUCUACCGGAUGUUUUAAGAGAAUCUAAAGGUCAAAUUGUUGACCGGUUUCGUGUUGAAAUUCCGUGUAUGUAUGUUGUUGUAUUUUGUGGCUGCUGUCACGACGACGUAUUUGCAUAAAUCUCAUUUACGCUUCAAUACAAAAGAUCUACGCAGUUUCCAUUCGUAGACGAAAUUUGUGAUUUUGUAGUCAAUUCUCAAAGGAAUCUAGGUUUUCUAAAGAAAGCUUACACAGAUAAAAAGGAUAAUUUAUUACUGUAUGUUUUGGUACUUUUGAGGCAAAUUUCGACUUCCGUGACAUGUAGCUGGAAUUGGAAAAUGGAUCAUUAUUCGUAAAAGUGCUUUCUCAUCCUGUAGAGUGAACUUUUUAUAGAUUGCACGUAAAUUUAAGAUAAAUGUGUAUUAGUUUCCAAGGAGAUCCUAUUUGUGAGAUUUUGUAGUGAGCCGUAAAAUUCAUAACUAUUAUUUUCCCCUAGACAUCAUAAUCCUUCGUAAUUGUAAGGUUUUCCUGAAUCUGAAAGUAAUGUUUUUUUUAGGUUGCAUAAGGUAUUGUUGUCGUUUUUUUUAAUGGUUUUGAACUUUCAUAGUGCUUUUUCAAAAAUUUCUAUUCUUUGUAUUAAUCUUAACUUUAUUUACAAUUUUGGUACAUUUUGUGGGCCAGA
Messenger RNA from Pocillopora verrucosa, 2002 nucleotides. Its product is annotated as serine/threonine-protein kinase mos-like. Gene Ontology annotation, molecular function: ATP binding; protein kinase activity. Gene Ontology annotation, cellular component: cytoplasm. The record is from RefSeq and is a predicted model, not a curated record. Gene Ontology annotation, biological process: negative regulation of metaphase/anaphase transition of meiotic cell cycle; positive regulation of MAPK cascade; protein phosphorylation. NCBI's taxonomy places the organism in Eukaryota, Metazoa, Cnidaria, Anthozoa, Scleractinia, Pocilloporidae.